AGGGGUUAUGUACUUUGAGAAAUAUGCUUAGCUAAAAGAUUACUGGCUCCAAAAGUUUAGCGGCAAAUAUCACAUGUCGUCAUAGAUUUGUGACACGCGAUAACAGCCAAUAGCCUCUCGCAUAUUUAUUAGUACGGUCAAGCUGUGUCAGCGGAAGUGGGCUAGUAUGUUUUUAGAUAUUAAAAAUUUGGUUUAAAUAUUCUGUGGGCAACAGACUCCUCACAGUGAGUCGUCAUGUUGAAGCGAAAGUCGAGUACGGAAAGCGAAGAAGAUGACUUGCCAUAUAGGAAAAGAUUACGGGAAAGAAAUGUUCGUUUUGGCGAAGUCACUGUGUUUUAUUUUCCUCGCAAGCAAGGAUUUGUGUCGGUUCCUUCAUCUGGCGGCUCUACCCUAGGUAUGGCGAGAACACAUUGCUUUGUGGAAACGUUAAAAUUGUGUUCAACUCCAGACGAGGAUUUUUUAUGCGAGAGAAAAGUUUCGACGGCUAUUCCUGUACCACAGAAAAGGCGCAAAGCAUUAUUAAGGACUUCUGGGGUGAAGCGAAUCUAUAAGAAAGAGGCACAGGAUUGUAUGGAACUGAGGCUAUCAAGAAUUCUUUGUGGUUGUAGCUGCGAGGAUGAAUGUUACCCCGAGACUUGUGAAUGCAUUCUUAAUGGUAUUGGAUGCCAAGUGGACUAUGGGAAUUUCCCAUGUUCGUGUUCCAUAAGCAAUUGCCAGAAUUCCAACGGAAGAAAACAAUACGACCCGAAAAUAGUCCAACAACAUUACUGCGAUACCUUUACUAAGCUAAAUGGAAUAGCAAUCAGUGUCAGUGUGGGGGUCGUAAGCAACGCAUAUCUUUAGGGAACAAUAGAUAGGAAUAUUUUUCGCACUGUGAAUUUACCAGACCAUGACUAAUAUGAAUGAGAUCAUUGUAUGUAUCCCCUGAAGAGAAUAUCAUUAUUUUUGAAUAUGAAUACAAAGCUUCGAGCACGCCACCACUUUCAUUUGAAUUGCUGCGCUGCUUUGAAUUCGUUUUGUAGGCUGCGUUAACAAUUGGGUUUUACCGCAAGCUUUUAAGAUACAUUGCGUAAAAAAUGCGCUUGUAUGGCGGCGAAAAAAUAAAAUGGGAGUAUUUAUCAA
Nematostella vectensis (starlet sea anemone) is the source of this 1122-nucleotide messenger RNA. RefSeq names its product cysteine/serine-rich nuclear protein 1. The transcript has a single exon. Gene Ontology annotation, molecular function: sequence-specific DNA binding; DNA-binding transcription factor activity, RNA polymerase II-specific. Lineage: Eukaryota; Metazoa; Cnidaria; Anthozoa; Actiniaria; Edwardsiidae. The record is from RefSeq and is a predicted model, not a curated record. Gene Ontology annotation, cellular component: nucleus. Bases 235 to 843 code for a protein of 202 amino acids. Gene Ontology annotation, biological process: regulation of transcription by RNA polymerase II.